Molecule: messenger RNA, 807 nt
Organism: Vitrella brassicaformis
Lineage: Eukaryota; Vitrellaceae
Source: the annotation of a GenBank genome assembly
GGCGUGAUGCGCUCGUGUGUGUAUCGUCCAACGAAAACAUACAUGUAUGGUCUCUCUGUGGGUGCCGUGCGUGUGUGUUUUCCUACGGCACGGCAGCCAGUCCAGGAGGGUGGUUCAUACGGCUGCGGGAGUCAGUGAGGAACGAGGCACAUCUCCAGUCGUGUCGGCCGACUAAACAGACGACUUAUACGAUUCAUCUACACGGCACCGGUGCCUCCUCCCUCUCUCCCUCCACACAUAGACGUGUGUAUGUACACAUGUGGUCAGCCAGGUCAGCCCUCCAGCAGCGCCUCUAAGUCACGCGCGAACGCAUCAUCACCGGCCGCCUCGGGCACCGCUACUUCUGAUGCUGAUGCCGCAGCUUUCUUGCGCCGCUUUGGGGAGCGGCCACUCCCCGCGUCGUAUGGUGCGUCGGCCGGUGGCUGCUGGUCGGUGAGUUGCAGGGGAGCCGCGGAUGAGGGAAGAGCUGACUCGGCUCCUGCUGCUGCUGCUGCUGCUGCUGCUGCUGACGCUGACGCACCUGAGGUAAAAACAGAUGGGUGUAUGUCGGUGAUCUCCCUGUUUCUGUGUGUCAUGUCAGCCAGAGUCCUUUGUGCCUUCUCACCUCCGUCUGCAUCUCCACCUCCAUUUCCAUGGCCAUACUCGUCCACCUCACGUUGGCUCUGUCGCUUGAGGAGAUCCCCCUCCUCGGCCAUCAGUUGCUUGAGGGAGGCAUCCACUUGCCUCUCCAGCUCCACCAGCAGGAUCCUCUCACGCUUGAGCACACGCAGCUCCUGCUGACCACUCAAGUGGCUGCACAACAUGACG